This is a messenger RNA of Mollisia scopiformis, 1377 nucleotides long. Its product is annotated as FAD dependent oxidoreductase. Lineage: Eukaryota; Fungi; Ascomycota; Leotiomycetes; Helotiales; Mollisiaceae. The record is from RefSeq and is a predicted model, not a curated record. The transcript has 3 exons. Bases 1 to 1365 code for a protein of 454 amino acids. Gene Ontology annotation, molecular function: oxidoreductase activity. Gene Ontology annotation, cellular component: cytoplasm.
AUGACACAAUCCCACCUCCCCUUCCCCGUCCCCGUCCCCAACGCAACCAUCCCCUUCUGGCGUACAAACCCCCACCCCCUCGACACCCACCGCUCAACCGCCUCCCUCCCCCAAAAGACCGACAUCCUCAUCAUCGGCGCCGGCUACGCAGGAAUAAGUACCGCCUACCACCUCAUCACCUCCUCCUCCUCUUCACCACCACCGUCCAUCGUCCUCCUCGAAGCACGAGAAAUAUGUUCCGGCGCCACCGGACGCAAUGGAGGCCAUCUCAGACCGAGCGUUCCGUUCCCGGAACUCAUCGAGAAAUAUGGUAUCGCAGCCUGUCUAGAGAUCGUUUUAUUUGAAAUCGCGCAUAUGGACGCGAUGAAAUCGCUUAUUGAAAAAGAAGGCAUAGUGUGUGAUUUCACUUUGACAGGAGGUCAUACAGUGACGAAAGAUCCUGCGACCGUGGAAUUCAUGAAAGAUGUUCUGGGGCGAUAUAUCGCUGAAUGUCCUGAUCUGGCGGAGGAUUACACGGUUGUUGUGGGGGAGGAGGCAGAGAAGCAGAGUGGUGUUAAGGGCGUUAUUGGGGAUUGGCAGCACGAGGUGGCGCAUUUGUGGCCGUAUAAGUUGUUUGCUGGAUUGUUGGAGAUUUGUGUCAAGAGAGGGGUUAAUUUACAGACUAAUACGGCGGUUUUGAAGAGUGGGGGGAGGGAUGAGGAGGGGUAUUGGGGGUUUGAGACGGAGAGGGGGGACGUUAGGGCGAAGAAGGUGGUUUUUGCUACGAAUGGGUAUACGGCUGGUUUACUGCCGGAGUAUAAGGAUGUCAUUGCUCCGAGGAAAGCUCUUUGUACGCAUAUUGUUGUCAAGCCUUCUGCCGAGGAUGGUAAGGUGAAGAGGAUGGGCAAUGGAUGGGAUAGCACCUAUAUUAUCGAGCCCCCGCUUGGUGGUUUCGAUUAUCUCAUUCAGAGACCCGAUGGUGGUGUGGUUGUGGGUGGCGCGAAUCGGACGUAUAAGGAGGAUGGAAGUGGGUUAGGAGAUUGGGAUGAUAGUUCUAUGAUCAAGCCUGCGGAGGGGUAUUUUGAAGGGUACUUGGAGAGGUAUUUCAGUACUUUCAAGAAGGGUGAGGAUGAGGAGACAGUUGAUAUGGCUUGGACUGGUAUACAAGGUCAUACGCCGGAUAGUCUGCCUCACAUUGGUGCGGUCCCAGGUAAAGAAGGCCAGUUCAUCAUUGCUGGGUUCAAUGGGCAUGGUAUGCCAGUGAUUCAUUUGUCGUCCAAGGGCUUGGUGGAGAUGAUAGUAGAGGGAAAGAAGUUCGAGGAAACUAGGAUUCCAAAGUUGUAUGAGGCGACAAAGGAGAGAUUGGGUGUUAAGUUUGUGCUUUGAAGAACCGAGGUG